AUGGCGCGUCUUACAUCGCUCACCCUCGCCAGUGCCACCUUUGUCUGCCUCGUCACAGGUAUCAGCCUCCCUCCACCAACAGGCCCAUACAACGUCGGAUCAAAGCCCUACGUGCUCAAUCACACAACCCUCAAUGACCCAAUUGCGCCAAACAAUAUCAGCACCUCUAUAUUGGUCAACGUUUAUUACCCCACACACGACUCGGCCCCGCUUCAGAAGUAUAUCUGGAGAGGGCUUGCCGCAACUUACGAGACUUACUAUAAGCUUCCACCCGGUACUUUUGGCAACACUACGGCAAACAUCGCAUACAAUGCGACGCCACUCAAACAUGCGGAAUGCGUGAAACUGAAACUACCAACAUUACUCUUUGGACCUCCAUUCGCAGGCCCUGCGAGUCAGAUGUUCUUCGCCCUGAUCUCUGAAGUGGUGAGUAGAGGUUAUACGGUGGUGAGCGUGGAUCACCCGUACGAACAGCCAUAUCUGCAAUAUCCGGAUGGAACCAGCUUCCUUGGUCAUUCCGUAGACUGGUCACCUGGCCCAGAAGUGUACAUACCUACCGAAGUGUACCGCGUCACCGAAAACUCUGCCGUCCUCGAUGCUCUGCCUUCGAUAUCACGGCACCUGAAACUGUCCCUCAAUAUUACGCAUUUCGCCUUCUUCGGGCACUCGUUAGGCGGAAGCGCAGCACUGGCUCAAAUCCCCACUGAACGAAACCGCACUUCCUCCCGCCACAAGAAGUUCCUCGGCACUAUCGAUCUCGACGGCACCGUGUUUGGUCGCGCCAGCGCAAACGACUCGUCUGUCGACGUCCACGCACCUACCCUGCUCUUUGCAAGCUCAAGUCAUGAGCGCCUUUAUGAUCCCACAUGGCCUGUCUUCGAAUCGUGGCAGACGAGCUGGCGUAAAGAGAUUAGAGCACUAGGCAAUAUCAACCACACUGAUUUCUCGGAUCUCAUCUUCCUGAAACAGGCUAAUGGCAUUUCAGGAGGCGGGGCUGCUAUUCCCGCAACAAGGUUUCUCAACGUUACUAGAACUUUUGUAGGGGCCUUUUUUGAGAUGCUGAUAGGUGGCGGGGAGGGCGUUUUGACAGGCGACGCGCAAGUUCAACGCGAGUGGCCGGAGGUAGUAUUUGAGUUUAAUGGAACGGGGAAUCCGUGUGCAUCGGAGUUCGAAAUUCUAUGUUGGGAACCUAACGCUCUUCCUGAAUAGGAC
Cucurbitaria berberidis CBS 394.84 is the source of this 1212-nucleotide messenger RNA. RefSeq lists its product as uncharacterized. The transcript has a single exon. The coding region runs from base 1 to 1209 and encodes 402 amino acids. Gene Ontology annotation, molecular function: 1-alkyl-2-acetylglycerophosphocholine esterase activity. Lineage: Eukaryota; Fungi; Ascomycota; Dothideomycetes; Pleosporales; Cucurbitariaceae. The record is from RefSeq and is a predicted model, not a curated record.